This is a messenger RNA of Sphenostylis stenocarpa, 2094 nucleotides long. NCBI's taxonomy places the organism in Eukaryota, Viridiplantae, Streptophyta, Magnoliopsida, Fabales, Fabaceae. The record is from the annotation of a GenBank genome assembly.
AUGGCCACACACGUGACACUAUUAGCAUCAGCAUUUCUUCUGCUUCUUCUUCUCCCUUUCUCCGCUUCCAUCUCACGCCGAUCCGCUGCUAUCAACUUCUUCGCUUCCUCUCCCGCAAGCUUAGAAGACGCGUACGAGGCGCUUAGAGUGUUUGAGAUUCUUGGAAUCCAAGAGAAGAAGGCUCAUGAGAGAGGGGCCACGUGUCCGAAAGUGUUGGAAAAUCUAGUCUCGACUUCCCCUCUCAAGGAUUUGUUCUAUGCCUUGAAAGUUAACGUCAUUUUAAAAUGUGAUGUCAAUGGGGAGGUUUUCGAGGGUAUUGCUUCAAGACUUAAAGUCAUUGUUCAUGAUGCGAGUACUUUGCUUGACAAAUACUACUCAAUUGGAGGUUUGGUUCUUAUAAAGGAUCUGGAUUCUAAUGUUGAUACCCAUAUUCCUGAUGUUGAUGGGGUUUUUCAAUCGAUCAAGGCUCUUAGGCAAAGUGACGGAAGAUGGCGCCAUAGUUCUGAUAAUCCGGAGUCCAGUAUCUAUGCUGCUGGAUUAGCAUUUGAAGCUCUUGCUGGGGUGAUCUCACUAGCAUCUUCUGAAAUCGAAAGGUCUACGGUCAACAUAGUGAAAAAUGACAUUGUAAAGCUUUUUGAUGUCAUUGAGAAAUAUGACGAUGGAAGCUUUUAUUUUGAGGAGAAAUUUGUUAGUGGACAAGAGCAACACGGUUCUCUUUCCACAACUUCUUCAGUUGUUAGAGGGUUUACUGCAUUUGCUGCUGCAACUUCUGGAAAAAUAAAUCUUCCAGGGGAUACAAUAUUGGGUUUGGCAAAAUUUUUCUUGGGCAUUGGAAUCCCAGGUGAUGCCAAGGAAUUCUUCAGUCAAGUUGAGUCAUUAGCUUUUCUAGAGAGCAACAGGCAAGUGUUGAUUUCCAUUCCAUUGAUAUUGUCACUUCCUGAAACUGUUUAUUCAUUGACCAAGAAAGGCCAGCUUAAGGAAAGUAGGAAAUACAGGGUGUAUGACCUAGCUAAGGUGAAUACAGUGCUUGGUUCAGCUGCUCCACCUUUAACAGUUAAGCUUGUCCAUGCUUUCAGCACUGGUGCAAAAGAUUCAUCUAUUAUAGACAGCAAGGAGCUCUGGUAUGACCAAGAAAGUGGAUUGCAUGUCUUGGACACUUUCCCGAAUAAUUUGGAUGUGGGAACAUAUGUGUUUGUUUUUGAGAUUGUGCUUCAUGAUUCUGCCAGUGAAGAAGUUUAUACAACUGGAGGACAAAUUUAUGUACCAAUAUAUGUCACUGGGAUUAUUGAAGUUGGCAAUGCAGAAAUCACAGUUGUGGAGAGUGAUCUUGGAACUGCCGAAACGCAGAAAAAGCUAGAUUUGUCUGGAAAUGAUGCAGUUUCACUCUCAGCUAACCACUUGCAGAAGUUGAUGUUUGCUUUCCAAUUGACUACACCUCAUGGUCAAGACUUUAAGCCUCAACAGGCAUUUUUCAAGUUGAGACACGAGUCAAAGGUUGAACACAUCUUUGUGGUUGGAAACACUGGCAAGAAGUUUGAGAUAAUUCUUGAUUUUCUUGGCUUGGUGGAGAAACUUUUUUAUCUCUCGGGCAGAUAUGACAUUGAGUUGACUGUUGGUGAUGCUGUCAUGGAGAACUCUUUCUUACGCCUAAUUGGCCAUCUCCAAUUAGAUCUUCCAGAAGCACCUGAGAAAGCAUCCCGUCCUCCAACCCCACCUGUUGACCCUUACUCAAGAUAUGAGCCCAAAGAAGAGAUUACACAUACAUUCAGGACUCCUGAAAAGAGACCACCCCAGAAUCUCUCUCUUAUUUUCUUGGGUUUAAUCCUUUUGCCAUUCAUCGGCUUUUUGUUUGGGUUAUUGCGAUUGGGGGUGAACGUAAAGAAUUUCCCUGGUUCAACAGCACCUUCUACAUUUGGGAUCCUUUUCCAUGUUGGUAUUGCUGGGAUUUUGUUACUCUAUGUACUUUUCUGGUUGAAGCUGGACCUGUUCACUACGCUGAAGGCCUUUGGUCUUUUGGGAGCUUUCCUGAUGUUUGUGGGGCACAGAAUUCUUUCUCAUCUUGCUUUGACAUCAGCCAAGUUGAAAUCUGCAUGA